AUGUCAAAGUCUACCAUAGCCGUCAUUGCCGCCGUGAGCGCCGGAGCUGGAGCUGCCGCCACAGCCGCUAUGUAUUCGCUGCGGUCCUCCGACAAGAAAAUCGAGUCCAUUACAACCACGACAACAACAAAAACAAACACCCUCGCUACCGCCGCAUCCAAGCUGCCCGUCCCCGCCUCUCAAGUCUUCAACGGCACCGCCGCUGCUACCACCACCAACGCAAGCCCCGUCGCCGCUGCUACCACCACCACAACCACAAGCCCCAUCGCCGUUGCCACCCUCGGCGCGCUCGUCGACCCGUCGGGGCUCUUCGAGUACGGCUUCCCGGGGCCCGUGUCGGACAUCGCGGCGCGGCAGGCGCUGAUCUCGUCAUUCGACCGGCGACUACGCAACCCGCAGUGGGUGGUGGAGCACAUCACACCCGAGUCGCUGGCCAAGCGCGACGGUGACCGCAAGAACAGCGCGUUCCGCGAGGACGACGCCGUGCCCGACAAGUUCCGCGCGCGGCUCAAGGACUACGCGCGCUCGGGCUACGACCGGGGGCACCAGGUGCCCGCCGCCGAUUGCAAGUGGUCGCAGACGGCCAUGGACGACACCUUCUACCUGACCAACAUGUGCCCGCAGGUCGGCGAGGGCUUCAACCGCGACUACUGGGCCCACUUCGAGGACUUCUGCCGCCGCCUCACGCAAAAGUAUCCCUCGGUCCGCAUCGUCACGGGCCCGCUGUACCUGCCGCGCCGCGACCCCGCCGACGACAAGUGGUACGUGCGCUACGAGGUCAUCGGCAACCCACCCAAUGUGGCCGUGCCGACGCACUUCUACAAGGUCAUCUUCGCCGAAGAAGAGGGGGCCGGCGGCGGCGCCUCCGGUAAAGUCGCCCUCGGCGCCUUUGUCCUCCCCAACGCCCCCAUCCCCAACGAGAAGCCCCUCACCGACUUCGAGGUCCCCGUCGAGGCCGUCGAGCGCGCCAGCGGCCUCGAGUUUGCCACCAAGCUCCCCACCCAGCGCCGCAAACGCCUCUGCGCCGACACCCCCUGCUCCCUCAUCAUCAAGGAGUACGCCGACCGCCAAAAGGCCUUUGCCAAGGGCGGCUCCAGCCCCCCGCGGAACACCAGCCGGUGA
Molecule: messenger RNA, 1122 nt
Organism: Lasiosphaeria miniovina
Lineage: Eukaryota; Fungi; Ascomycota; Sordariomycetes; Sordariales; Lasiosphaeriaceae
Exons: 1
Coding region: 1-1122 (373 amino acids)
Biological process (GO): apoptotic DNA fragmentation
Cellular component (GO): nucleus; mitochondrial inner membrane
Molecular function (GO): single-stranded DNA endonuclease activity; nucleic acid binding; metal ion binding
Source: RefSeq, a predicted model, not a curated record